Molecule: messenger RNA, 3083 nt
Organism: Chaetomium fimeti
Lineage: Eukaryota; Fungi; Ascomycota; Sordariomycetes; Sordariales; Chaetomiaceae
Exons: 1
Coding region: 472-2865 (797 amino acids)
Biological process (GO): positive regulation of transcription by RNA polymerase II; DNA-templated transcription
Molecular function (GO): DNA-binding transcription factor activity, RNA polymerase II-specific; DNA binding; zinc ion binding
Source: RefSeq, a predicted model, not a curated record
CGAUGAACAAGCCUCAUCGCGAGGCAUGGUUGGGACAAACUUGGCAGCGCAGGCGCAGUUGUCUUCCAUUCAAGGAGCUUGAUCUGAGAAAUCCGGUUCCAGGUCGCGCAGUAUUCUCAGUCGCACCGAAACGCGUGGCCUUGGCGGUCGGCACACCGACUGCCCGACCACAGCCGCGACUGCAACCGAACAACAUACGGUAUUCGUACCACACGGGUCCAUUCAAAGCACUGAGCCACUUCCCCAGAACUUCUCCGCAGCCCCCGACCCCAGGUUCCAUCUUUCUUGACCAGAUCUAAGAGGGAAACUGGUUUAGCGGCACUGUGUUCUUCCGAACCCGAAGAACGCCAGGGUGGUGGCGGUGGUGCGCAACGAGUAUGGUUUUGAGCCGACCGAUAUGGUACUUCGGCGAGCUCGGUGUUGGUGCGAUUCUUUCAGCGUCAGCCCUUAGGCGCACCUACGCCCUUUGCGAUGCCACCGAAGCGGAGGGUGCCCGAAAUCGAAACUCCCAACAAUUCAAAUAGCGUUGCCCCUCCCCGGCCCGAGGUCUUGGUGCCUGCAGCUCAGCCCGCUCCCGCCAAACGGCAGAGGGUGUCAAGGGCCUGCGACCAGUGCCGUGCGGCACGGGAGAGAUGCGAUGGCAAACAGCCUCAAUGUCAGCCUUGCAUAUCGCAAAGCAGGCCAUGUACCUACGAGGUGAGCCCUAAAAAGAGGGGCGUCCAGACUGGCUACAUUCGCACCCUUGAGCUCGCCCUCGGCUGGGUCUUUGAGAAGGCGCCUGGCAGCGAGGAGACUCUCAACGCUCUCCUCGCUCAAGAGGGUGACCAAGGGCUCCCACUCCUGACAGGAAGAGAUCCCGGCGGGGCGGACCGUCUGCAAAAAAGGUGGAGGAAAAGUAGGGUCCACAGAAGGAUAGACCGCAUCCUCUCUGGAGAAACGGCGCUCUCGCCUGGCAGGGGCGCACUCUCUCCGUCGGCAGAUGCAACCGAUACGGAAGGCGACGCAGCUCGAGCACGCGGCGAGCCUGAUAUGGUUGUGCCAGACGCCGAAUCCGCCACCCAGGGCACCCCGAGAUCCAGGGGAAUGAGUUUUGGGCAAUGCCCACCGGGCGCCGAACGGCCCGGCCAGACGCCAGCGAACAACACGUCUCAACCCCUCCAACCGGCGCCGGGGCGUCUUCAGCUCCCCGCCAACCACUGGCGCUUACUGGACGUAUAUUUUUCUUAUACCCAUUCUUGGUUACCCAUUCUCCAAAAGCAGGACUUAUUCCAGGCUUCAUAUGCCUACCCAGACGACGGUCUCACGAUUGACCCAAGGGACGAUUCAUUAGGGGUCCAUUCCGUUCUAUGGGCAGCUUUGGCAUUGGCAUCCUCCCAGGAUGCUGGCAGCUCCAAGCCCUCUGCGUCACCAUACACCCACCCGCCUGAACUUUCCCCAAGCGACGUUUAUGAUAUUGCCCGAGGUCUUCUCCCAUCAGAGCACGGGCCGUUUCAAACCCACCAUGCUCGUGCCUUCCUGCUGCUCAGCUUGGUUAAUAUGGCACACGAUAAGCUGACCAGUGCUGGAUUGUUGAUUGGUUCUGCUACCCGCAUUCUCCUCGACCCCGAUACUAUCCAGCAUGGCGCUCAAGAUCAAGACGGGCAGAGCAUAGGGCUGGCCCUGAUGUCUUGUUUCCUGGUCGACACGAUUCUUUCGGUCCGAUGCAGCGGACCACCGCAUUUGAGGGCUGAAGACCUCAAUGCCUUGCCACUGGUUUCCGAGACCGGACCCGAUCAGUGGGAACCGUGGACGCCAUGCGACGGUUUCGGGCUCGGAAACGGGGGUUCCAGUUCGUCCCGAAGCCCUGCGUUCCGCCUAAGCACCUUUAACCAACUUUACGCCAUAGUCAAAGUUGUCGCAGAAGAGAGAACGAUGAGGAGGCAGGGAUCGAUGCCGCGAGGGGCGCCGAGCGCGUUCGCCACGCAACUGCAGCAGGCGAUAGACCCAAAUCUGCCCAUUAGCAACUUUGUCGUCUCGCCAGACUGUGGGACCAUCUCGGUUCCAACGCCCUAUUUGGUCCGGGCGACCUAUCUCUGGGCUCGCGCUCUUGCUGAACCCCAUGCGGAGACGCCUUUGCUCUUGCUCCAGGUCACAUUGGAUCAAUACCAGCGGCAAUUCGGGCGGUCCAGCACGCCGUCUUUUCUUUCCACGUGUAUCGCAUCACUUGCAAACGAGGAAUACGCCCUCCGUUGCGGCGAACGGAACCGAGAAUUGUCGCAGCGUCUGGUCACGAGCUUUUCCUCUAGGCAGCCUGCGGGUAGGGGGCCUUCGAGCGUUCGCGGCACACAGCACAACUCCUUCUCUCGAACUACGCAAGAUCCGCUGGAGUCCCCGAAUUCAGCUCGCUCUUCCGCCCCAAGCAACCCUCUGAUGAACUACCCAGACCCCUCCAUGCCGCUCCUCUACAAUGCCCCUACCGCAAGCCACCACCGGCAGCCAGACCCCCGUAACAGGGGAUACGGCUCAUUCUUAAACACAAACAUGGGGCUCUACCAAAACGCAUUCCCCAACUCGUCGAUACCAAUGCCCCAGGGCAGCAGCGACAUACACACCCACCACUCCGGACCCACCAUGGCCACGAUGCCGGGGAUAUCCACAACGGCGGCGGCAGCAGCUUCAACGCACCGUGAUCUUGCGCCGUCGUACCCUCUCAUCCCUUCCGCGGGGCUCGGGCCCAGUCCUGACGUGGAUGCGCUGCUGGACGACCUUGCGGCGAUUGAAUACGCUGAUGCGGUGGAUGUCGACUCGCAGUUUAUGACCAACCUUGGAUUUGCGCCGGGGUGCGAUAUCACGGAGAUUUUGACGCGCGGGUUUGGAGGGGCAUAAGUACACGAGUUACCUAGAUAACUUGGAUGUUUGUAGCUUAUUUUUUUUUAAGAAGCUAAUUUUGUUGUGCAUUGUUGCAUUGAAGAUGGUUUUAGUUGGGCUUUUUGGAGCUUUAUUGGUGAUAGUAAUGUGUCGUCAAAAUGCGACAACAGCUCUCACUCAUCAAAAUUCUGUGGUGGGUCCGAAGAGGGGUGGUAUGGUUGUGUGGUGUUUGCGUG